This is a messenger RNA of Lotus japonicus, 507 nucleotides long. Its product is annotated as aspartic proteinase Asp1-like. NCBI's taxonomy places the organism in Eukaryota, Viridiplantae, Streptophyta, Magnoliopsida, Fabales, Fabaceae. The record is from RefSeq and is a predicted model, not a curated record. The coding region runs from base 1 to 507 and encodes 168 amino acids. Gene Ontology annotation, molecular function: aspartic-type endopeptidase activity. Gene Ontology annotation, biological process: proteolysis. The transcript is spliced from 5 exons.
AUGGCCCGAGAAGUUCCCAGAAAACACUACAACAUAAGUCCAGCAGACUUAUUGUUCAAUGGAAAUCCUACUUCUGUUAAGGGUCUUCAACUUAUUUUUGACAGUGGCUCCACCUACACAUACUUCAAUUCCCAAACUUAUCAAGCUACUUUUGAUCUGGUGAAUAAUGAUUUGAAUGGGAAGCCUCUGAGUAGAGCAACUGAUAAUCAAUCACUACCAAUUUGUUGGAAGGGUGCAGAGCCUUUCAAAUCAAUAAGUGAUGUGAACAUGUAUUUUAAGCCCCUAGCACUGAGCUUCACAAAUUCAGGGAAUGUUCAGUUUCAACUACCACCAGAAGCUUAUCUAAUAAUCACUGAACAUGGGAAUGUCUGCUUCGGGAUUCUAAAUGGGACUGAAGAAGGCUUUGAAAAUAACAUAAUUGGAGACAUCUCUUUACGAGACAAGAUUGUAAUUUAUGACAACGAGAGACAGCAGAUUGGGUGGGGAUCAUCUCUCAAUUGUAUCUGA